ACCGCAGCGACUGAAUGUCAGUUUUUUUUUUCUGCCUUGAUAAAUUGUCAGCACUUCUUUAGCAAACUAAACUACUAUGAUAUACACGUUUUUUAAUGGGGAAACCACGAAAAAUGAGUCCGAAGGAAGGAAAUCAAACAAAAGAAACAAGAGGAAAUAGCCGGACAUGGGAAAGAGUACCGGUUAAUUACAACGGCAGUCGAAGCAUAACAAAGAUCUAAAAUUACGCCCAGAGUUCAAAUUCAGCUGUUGUUAUAACGGGAAAAACAACGAAUUGCAAAUUUGAGUUCGGUUGUCUAGUGUUACAAAAGCGGAUGGCAUCCCAUAGCGCAAGGCAGAUAGAAGACUGAAAAUAUAACCAGAAAAAUAAGUACAGAUUUCCAACAAACUUCGGACGUAUUUCGAUCAAGCGUCGCAAGAACUAUGGAAAUUGUCCAAACCUACAUCCGAUAUCACUGUAUAGGGAAAAUUUACAAGCUAUUACCCAAUUUUCGUGAGUCGGGGUGGUGAAAUUUUCUCUCAUUAGCAAGCAAACUGUCAUCUGCUCUUAUUUGAUCGUGGUUAAAAAACAUCUGCCAAGUAGACAAGAACAUGCCCGUGAUUAACAUAAUUUCCCCCAAAUAAAUGACGCUGUAUUUUUUUUUCCUUUCUUGUUAAAUUUUUAACAAAAUUUUGUGACAUAAGAAAGCGACGUGGAGCGAGCCACGGACUAAUGAGAGGGGUUUUUUCCUUCUGGUGAUAUUGGCAUUAAAAUGGUGUAAUUUAGGAUUUCGCUUUCACGCAACGAUGAAAGCAAUAUUUUUUGAUGACGUUCUUUGUCCGAAAUCCACCAAUCAGAGGAUAUUUAAUUACAAUAGACUUUUGUUCAAUUAUUUCCCCUGACAACUGGACUGCAUAAUUGAGAUCAAAUGUGUCUCACUUGUCUGCGAGAACAAUGGUCGGUGGUCGAGAGCUUUGUCAGGAACUUCCGCCAUCUAACGCCUUUCGGCGUUCUUUCAAUUCCUGGCAUUCUAUUGGCUCCCGGUGGAACAAAGCGCCCCACACGCUGAAUAGCCCAAACGAAAACAGAUAUUGUUCCAUUCGGCAUUGUUCAAAGACGGCUUGGAUUUCUAUCAUUUGUUUCCACUCCAGUGUUGAAAAUUCACCUUUGGACCACCAAGAAGGCCCGGGCUUGAAGAUUUUCGCCCGAAAUUCGAGCUCGGCAUUUUGUAGAACUCGCGCGUUUUCCGCUUCGUCACGUGUUUCCUUUCCAUCACGUGAUUGCAAGAAAUGUCAUUUCUCUGCCAGUGAUAUUAGUUGUGAUCAACUCAACAAUGGCCACGGUAGCGAGUGGAAUCAAUAACGCGAUCCCAAACGGAGCCGAGCUCGGGGAAGUGAAAAUAGAAAAGGUUGAACAGAUCAAAACGAGUGAUCAGAACUUUAACUGGAAAAUAACGACGACAGCGCCGAAUUAUGUCGACGCUAAUACCAUCCAUGCGACGACAACCGUAACAGAAAACACAGCUACUGAAAACACUGUUGUAGCAGAAUGUCCGCAAAUCGAUGCUGCUGCCACUUUUAAGCUUGCUGGUCUGCCAAUGAAGACGCAAAUUAUGCCAGGUCCGUAUUCGGAAGUUCAGCUACCGAAAAAGGAAAAUCACGUUAAGCGGCCGAUGAAUUCGUUCAUGGUUUGGGCGCAAUCGGCGAGGAGAAAACUUGCCGAGCAGUACCCUCAUGUGCAUAACGCCGAAUUAAGCAAAAUGUUGGGAAAACUUUGGCGAAUGCUUCCUGCCGCCGAGAAACAACCAUACGUAGACGAGGCGGCUAGGUUAGACAAAAGACACAAGGAGGAAUUCCCUGAUUAUAAAUAUCGACCGAGGAGAAAGCAAAAACCGAUGAAACGUCCGUAUGUUCAAACGAGAGUUGCUGUGACACCCGGGUGGGCUGGUGGACAAACGCAGACACCAAUAGCAAUGAAUGGGACGGCAACAAUCGCGGCUCAGAACGGCACAUUUCCAGCGACAGUUUUAACACAAAAUUCUCAAGUGGCUCAGGUUUUUCCUCAAGGAAUACAGUCCGUUCAGGCGGUUAAUACCGCGGGGGCUGUCACUUACGCCCCCAUCGGCAGUGUCGGGUACGUUCCAACGACUCCUAUACCUGGAGGAAGUAUGAUUUUACGACCAACGUUCGUUACAACUGCUGCAGUAACGAAUCCAACAUCGAUCCAACCAGCAGCCUCUGUAUCUGCCGUGCAAGCGGUGAGAACCACCGUGGCAACGACAUUUGCGACUCCCAGUUAUGCUAUUCCGUUAGCGCAGUACGCUGGUGCCCCGAUUAUCGUAUCGAGUGGUAAUCUGGUUAACGCCACGGAAAAUACAAACAACAUGGCUACAGAGAAAGGUACGGAAAAUAGCGCUCUAACAACCAUAAACAUUCCCGCUCCGAUAGCUGCGCCACUCAACAGUAAUUUCGCGGCUGUUUCGGCCGCAGGACUAAUAGCGUCGAAUUCGGAUGCUAUCCAGCCUAAAAGCACGGAAAAUCAACAUGUGAUGGAAGGAAAUUCGGUCCUCACUGUUCCAGUGACGAGAAGCGAGGGUGAAAACCAAGUUGAGGCGCCAUCCACGGAUCAUCCACAAAGUAUUGAAGUCAAAACAGCUGAAGGAUGUCGUAUUUAACCUAGGAUUACUCUUCGCUUUUCAAAUUUCGAAUGUUGAGCGCUCGCUGAAGUUUUCCAACGGACUAUUCUAAUUAUGCCUGCGAUUUUUACACGCCUUCCGAACGCAAGGUGUGUCUUACUUCGAGCAACUUCGAAUGCCGACUUUUUUGGAGCGAUUAAAUGUUCGAAUCACAAGAGGGCCGUUUCUCUGUAUACGCAGUUUUAACGCACAAACAUUGAUCAGGCUUUGUCGGUUUUGGGUAUUUAUUGUCUAGGACGAAGACCGCAGUUGCUAUUUAUUUUAUUGCAGUAGGAAUAUUUGUCAGGGGAUAAAAGAUAUUACGAAAUUGCGUGUUUAAAACAAUCUAUAUUGUCGUGCGAUUCUUAGAACAAACCAUUACAAAGACAAAAGUGCUUGAAUGGUUUCCCAAGCCAUUGUUCCUUAGAGCAUUUGAAUGGGUUAUAUUGUUUGAUUUGACAAGACUCUAUGUACUAUACAAAGGCUAUUCAUGAAAGCAAAACUGUGUACCGAUUAUUUAAACUUGAGUUCGACAAAAAGUCUAGUGAGUGUUUCACUUCACUUGCAAUUAAAUUCUCGAACAGAUAUGAAAAUUAAAGAUCUGAGAUACUAUGUUUUGAAAUGUUUAAGGUAACUAGGUUGUUGCUAGGUAUUUAAAUCCAGUUUGCAUGCUGCAAUAAUUUCAGUUUUAUCUAGAAUUUGAAUAAUAGGUAUAUUUAAGCUUUGAUCUUUAAAUUCCUGAAUUUUUUGAUUGUGUGAGGGACAUUGGGCAAAACAUACUAGGAAAUGGUGUAGUGAUCUGUUUUUUUGUUUCGUUCUGAUAGAAACAGUUGUUCAUAAUUUUAAUUAGAACACAAGUGGCAGGAGGUGUGCAUGCAGAAGCUUUGGGUCAAAUGUUAUCAAAUUUUUGGUGUUGAUCUUGCAAAAUUCAGCUGUGCAUGGUAGUGGAAAUUUUGCCCGAUUCAAUUCAGUUUAGAACUGUACCAGAUAAGAGAUCUUCACUUGGUUUAGAACAGUCACUUUCAUUGUCAUAUGACAGUGGAUUUUCUGUGACUCAAAGUUCACAACUAGAACAGAGCUAAACUCCAAAACUUUGUUUAGCAUGCUUACCUUGUAACUUUUCCCCAGAAAUAGAGCAUCUUCCUUAAAAUUUCACAAAUUGACAAUCACUUCUCAGUGAAUUAUUUUUUGCAAAGUACUUGUUACAUUCUUCUCGUUCACCCUGCAGAUAAGCAAAUUAUUACUUAACCAGAAAAAUGUAAACAUUUAAUAACUGCGUGUGUUUUGUCGAAAGUAUAAAUGUUCUUUUCAUCCUAAAUUCAGCAGUGUAUUUAUGGUAUAACAACAUGUUCAUCUUUUGAGAACAACGCUUUUUAACCUUGUGUGUCUAUUAUCAAUUUAAAAAAGUGCUCUGCUCAAUAGAUUUGUGCAGAGCCAAUUGUGCUAUUUAAAUGUAGUUUAUAUUAGUGUUUUUACCAGCCUAUGUUGACGAUCCUUAUUUGGGAUAAUAUACCUGUUGUUGUGAUGCUUGUUUGCAGUCAUUCAGUAUCUGAGGUUGAGAUCAAGGUUAGAGCAAAAAAAACAAAAAAAAACAAAGGUUUUUAACUACAACAUUAAAUAUUAUUGAGCUUUUGUGAUGUCACAAAACUUUGGAAACAGUAUCAUAAUUUCAACUUGCUCGCUACAAUAAUUCAUUAUUAACAUUUCUACAUAAUGAGUCACUAGUUGUUAUAUAAUUUGGCAGGUGGUCAUUUUGUUACAUAAAGUAGCUUGGACAGUGACCACCAAGUAAUGGGGCAGCAUUUAAGUUUCUUACAUGAAGGCAAAGAAAGAAGAUAGGGUGAAUGUUUACAUUCUGAAUGGAGUAAUCACCAAGAAAUUGAGGCAAAAAAAAUUAAUAAAUUAGUUGCUGCAUGGAUAAAGCGUUGACCAGAUUGUUAUGAAAUAAGACUGGUUAUUUACUUAAGAGGUCCAUGUUCUUUAGAUUGCCAAUUUAUUUCUUAGCAAUUUUUGUUGAUGAUUGGAUUAGAAAACACAUGAUGUUCAGGGAACAUUUUUGUUGGCCUCAGUUGGAAGGGCUGUACCAUCAAGCUUAUCGCAUUUUCCACGAAGCUUGUAUACCAUUAGUUUUAUUUGUAAAGGGGAUGAUAUUAAGUAAUGAAAUUUUAAGGACUGGUAAUGACUUAAGUAUAUAAGUAGAAGGUUAUUUAACUAAAAUCAUUUUGGCAGACAAAAAAUAGUUGACAAAAAGACAAAAUUUAUAGAUAAUUUGAGUAUACACAAAUGUUCAUAACCCACAAAGAUAUUUAGACUUUUAAUAUUACCACAUAUAGUUGAUUUUACCAUUUCAAAUUAGAAAAUAAAGUGUUCAUGUUAUAAAUCAAUUAACUAAAAUAACAUAGAACAAUCAUAGCUCAACUGACUAGGGAGAAGAUUUUUACUGUUUGUAAGAUAUUAUAUUAUGCCCUUAGUUACUGUGUAACUGUAAAAGUAAUCACCAGUAACUUGAGAUUAAUGUGAAAUAAUUAUUAUUGUAAAGAUUGUAUUUGACUGUUUUGUGAAUGCUUUUGGACCAAGUUUUAUCCAUUGUGAAGUAAUUCAGUGUGAUUAAUUUAAUUGCCAGAAAGGAGACUCGUGCACAGAGCUUUAGAGUGCAUUAGACAUUGUUUAGAAUGACAAACAAAAGAAAGACCACAAUACUGUAGAAAUGAAACGUGUUUUCAACAACGAUUUUCUUUGUGCAAACCCAUGCAGCAUUUGACAUUUAUAGUUCAGUCCAAGUGUUCUUGCCAUGUAUUCACCUCUGAUCUCAACUCAAGAAGCUUAAUAAAAACAUUGCUCGAUUGAAGGACUUAGUAACAGUUGGAUUUUGUAGAACAGCAAUACCAAUGACAGCAGCCACAAUGAAGUGAGGUUUGUUGUAAAGUAAUAAUUCCUACAGUUCUUUUAUGAAUGUGAAUACUAAUAGUUUUGAACAAAACUUGCACACUCUGUGCUGCAUACGUUGUUUUGAUAUGGAUUUGUUUUGCUUCUUGGCAAGGCAUGGUUUAUUGCUACAGUGACCAAAGAGAUCAAGGGAAAGAUCGAGAUUAAAUUAAACUUGAUUCAGUCACAAGACAAAUGAAGUUCCCUUUUUUUAUUGAUCAAUACUAUGUUGUGGCCUUCCUUUGAUGCGGGGUUUGUAAUAGUAGCUGGCUCUGCAUACAUUCAUUGUUAACCAGAGAAAUUAUUUAAUUGUAGUGGUUUUUUUAUCCAGAAAUAAAAUUUAAAAACAUCCUGAA
Orbicella faveolata is the source of this 5935-nucleotide messenger RNA. RefSeq lists its product as uncharacterized. NCBI's taxonomy places the organism in Eukaryota, Metazoa, Cnidaria, Anthozoa, Scleractinia, Merulinidae. The record is from RefSeq and is a predicted model, not a curated record. Gene Ontology annotation, cellular component: nucleus. Gene Ontology annotation, molecular function: DNA-binding transcription activator activity, RNA polymerase II-specific; RNA polymerase II cis-regulatory region sequence-specific DNA binding. Gene Ontology annotation, biological process: cell differentiation; positive regulation of transcription by RNA polymerase II.